This is a messenger RNA of Prunus persica (peach), 1308 nucleotides long. RefSeq names its product zinc finger MYM-type protein 1-like. Gene Ontology annotation, molecular function: protein dimerization activity. The coding region runs from base 1 to 1308 and encodes 435 amino acids. The transcript has 4 exons. The record is from RefSeq and is a predicted model, not a curated record. Lineage: Eukaryota; Viridiplantae; Streptophyta; Magnoliopsida; Rosales; Rosaceae.
AUGAAUAUAGAAGUUGAGAAAGUUGUCCUUGAUAAGGCUCCUCAAAAUGCUCAAUACAUUGCGCAUGACAUACAAAAGCAAAUCUUACAUAUUUUUGCUAACAAGGUGAGGAAGGCAAUUUGUAAGGAACUUUGGAAGAACAAAUUUUGUAUUCUAGUUGAUGAAUCAAUUGAUGAAUCCGGUAAGGAACAAAUGGCUAUUAUUAUAAGAUUUGUUGAUUGUGAUGGAUUUAUUCGCGAACGCUUCUUCGAUAUUGUGAGUGUUGUAGACACUAAUGCCUUGACUCUUAAAAAAGAGAUAUGCAAAGUGCUUGGUAAUAACGACAUUCUAGUGGAAAACAUGCGUGGUCAAGAGUAUGAUGAUGCUAGUAAUAUGCGUGGUUCAUGGAAUGGCUUACAAGGAUUAUUUUUUCAAGAUUGUCCAUAUACAUAUUAUGUGCAUUGCUUUGCUCAUUGCUUGCAAUUGGCAUUAAAUGGUGCAGCUAAAGAUGUGAAAGUUUUAUGGAGGUUGUUUUUAAUGUUGACUAACAUUGUGAAUUUUGUUAGUGCCUCUGCUAAGCACCGUAGUGAGUUAAACUUAAUUAGAAAAGUUGAACUCAAUGGGUUGUUGGAUUCUGGAGAACUUGAGAUAGGCAGAGGACUUAAUCAAGCUCGUAGUUUGAAACGAGCUGGAGCCACUAGUUGGGGCUCUCAUUAUGCCUCUAUUACAAGUUUGUUGUGUUUAUUUAAAGAGACUAAAUUACUUCUUCAAGAAAUCAAUGAUCAUGGACCUAACCAACAAUUUCGUGGCGAUGCUGAGAGUAACUAUAUUGCUAUGAUGUCUUUCGAGUUUGUGUUUUCAUUGGUUUUGAUGGAUAAAAAUUAUGGGAUUGACCAAUUUUCUUUGUCAAGUAUUUCAGACCAAAACUCAAGACAUUUUGAACUUCUUAUUCUUAGCUCAGCAUUGGAUCCUCGUAAUUCAUUCAAGUCAUUUAAUAUUGAGCAUAUAUGUAAACUUGCUGAGAAAUUUUAUCCUGCUGAUUUCCUUCCAAAUGAGUUGAAAGAUUUGGAAAUAGAAUUGAGGUUGAUUCGGUUGGUGUUGACUCUUCCCGUUUCUACAGCAACAACGGAACGAGCUUUUUCAUGUAUGAGAAUUAUUAAGAAUCGGCUUCGAAGCACCAUAGCUGAUGAGUUUCUUGUUGAUUGCAUGACCUUCCACAUUGAAAGAGAGUUUGCUAAUAGUAUCACUAAUGCAUCGAUAAUUGAGGAAUUUAAGACUUCUAAGUCUCGCAGGAUGUAUUUGAGGGUAAGGCUUAUUAUGCCCCCAUGA